Lachnellula hyalina is the source of this 4602-nucleotide messenger RNA. It is a transcript of the gene NUP159, whose product is annotated as Nucleoporin. Gene Ontology annotation, biological process: protein import into nucleus; RNA export from nucleus. The record is from RefSeq and is a predicted model, not a curated record. Gene Ontology annotation, molecular function: structural constituent of nuclear pore; protein binding. The transcript has 3 exons. Lineage: Eukaryota; Fungi; Ascomycota; Leotiomycetes; Helotiales; Lachnaceae. The coding region runs from base 1 to 4602 and encodes 1533 amino acids. Gene Ontology annotation, cellular component: nuclear pore.
AUGGCAUUUAGCUUCGGAAACCCGUCUAUGGGUAGUCCUGCAGGAGGAGCAAGUGGAGGAGUGCAGAAUGGCCAGGACCUGGAGGCAAUACAAACAGAGGCACUCGGAUUUCUAGCUCUUGCAGGAGAUGCAAAAGUACAACUGCUUCCUACGCCAUGGCCUAUCGAUCAACUUCCUCCUCCAACUGCAUCUCUCAUGAGCAUAGCUUCACGGCGGGGACUUAUUGCUGCAGCGGGACCAGACGCAGUUAUAUUGGCGAGGACGAAAUCGGUGCGGAAAGCUUUCGAGAGCAAUGAGGCAGGGAAUAAUAACUUGAAGCCUUUCCGGCCGGAGUUGACCAUGCCGAUGCAGAUGAGAGUCUCACAACUUACAUUCUCCAUCGACGAAUCAUACCUGGUGUUGUCUGCAGAGAAUGGAGGAGGGUUGGCCGUAUAUGAUGUCGAUGCUCUUCUUAAUGGCUCUACCAACUCGGCGUUUGAGUUAUCUACCAAUGGACAGUCUUUGAGAGCAUUGACUCCAAAUCCUACACAGGGCGAGCUCCUUGCGGUUGUGACUGUCGAUGGAAACUUGAUGAUGGCCAAUUUGAAGGAACGAAGCUUUGUCACAGGACCGAAUGGGCAAAUUUUGAAGGAUGGUGUCAGUUGUGUCUCAUGGAGUACAAAAGGCAAGCAAUUAGUGGCUGGGCUUGGGAACGGUACUGCAUAUCAGAUGACACCUGCUGGAGAAGGCAAAGGAGAUAUCCCAAAACCCCCAAACGUAGCUAAUGGCAACCAUAUGUCAUCUAUCACCUGGCUUGAAAACCACGUCUUCCUCAUGGUACAUACACCUACACAGUUUGGCAAUGACCAGGCACCGCUGUCAGACUUUCACCUCGUCACCCGACAACCACCAUCCAGUUUUAUGUUUCAGAAGAUUGAAGAUCCAGCCGGACCCUAUGGUAUGAACCGGUCACCACCGCAUCACUUCCUCCUUCGACUGAAGGACUUCCCGCCGAAUCUCCAGGAUGUAAUCUUUGUCACGUCAUCCGCAGCCAUGGAUGUUGGGCUUUUCACUAGAUCCAAGAAUCCAUUGACCAACACCAAACCCGCAGACAAGAUAUCUGGUGUUUUCACGAUGACUGAAUUCUCUGACGACUCAAAACGAGCUCAGCUUCCAGUAUCUAGUUCCAUGGGCGGCGAUACCGCUGCGAUCGGGCUUGCUCUUGAUCUAUCUAGCGAUGAAAAGGUCUUCAAGCCUAUUCCAGGUGAUGACGAGAUAAACGAGUCAUCCGCGCCUUUGCCUGCUCUUAUGCUUUUGAAUCACGAGGGAGCUCUUGCUUCCUGGUGGUUCGUCUAUACCGAUUCGAUUCGCCAGGGUACAGCUUAUCCUGGACUCAUUGCAGCUAGACGUGAUGCGCAAACAAUACAACCGGCUCCAGCUGCAGUACCAGCUCAGACGCCUUCGAGCUUUGGCGGAGCAGGUUUCCAUAACACGUCUUCUGCUGGGACUGGAUUUUCAACCAUGAAACCAGCCACGACUCCUGCGUUCGGUGCGCCUGCAACUGGAGCGUUUGGGGCUCCUUCGGGUCUAGGUCAGAAGGCAUCGCCCUGGAGUACCCCAGCAGCUUCACAGGCACCUCAAACUAGUAUUGGAACGCCCUCAUUUGGCUCAGCCUCCACAAUGGGCGGAGGAACUGCAUUCAACAAGCCAGCUUUUGGCACAACAAGCAGCCCGGCUUUUGGCACUUCAGGCAUGUCAGGCAUGCCUGGAAGACCGUCUGUAUGGGGAUCCGGGGGGUCCACAGCUCCUCAGGCAGCUUUUGGUCAAGCAAGUAGUCUAGCGAAACCUGCCACACCUUUCGGUUCAUCUGCAAGUACUGGUACUUUAGCACCUACAACUGGGGGCUUUUCCGCGUUCGCGUCAAAUGGUGGAUUUGCUGCAGCAGCACAGAAGACUGGCGAAAGUGUUUUUGGCAAACCUGCUUCCGGCACCUUUGGCUCUCCAAGUACUUCUGCUGCUGCCGGAAGCGUUUUUGGCAAACCUGCUCCCAGCACCUUUGGUGCUCCCACUCCUGCUCCAACCAAUAGUGUAUUUGGUUCAUCAAGUCAGAACGAUAGCAAGGCGACUCAAGGCACUUUUAGUUCGGGUACCACCAGUAAUCAGACUACUCCUGGCAUAUUUGGUGGUGGCGGUCAAACUACCGGAAAGCCUUUUGGCAAUGGUUUUAAUCUCGUUCCGUCAUUCAAAGCCGACACUUCUACCAAGAACGGUGCACAAGAAACAGAUGAGCCCAAAAGCUCUUUCUUCGGAGGCGGGUUUUCUAGUGCACUUGGAGAUGCGGGCAAAAAGCCAGGUGCAGAAGUUCCAGUAUCAAAGGAGACGAACAUGGAUUCAGAUGAUGUAGCCAAGCCAGAAGAAUCUACAAAAGACUCGACAACUCCUUCUACAACCCCAGCUCCGGCCAAAUUUCAGCAAUUCUCAACAACUCCCUCGAGCCUCUUCGGAAGCACGUCCACACAGGCUCCACAACUUACAACUAAGCCUGCCACAGCUGGGUUUGGCUUUGGGCAACCGGCAGGUGACAGGCCUUCAGGUCUUAACUUUUCUAACUUGGCCAAUGUUUCAGCACUUACUCCCAAGACACCGAUCACGAGUGAACCAGACGCUCCCGUUACAAUAUCGGAGACCCCGGCGACGCCUAAAGUCAAGACGGAACCGGAGUCAAGUGGACAUGGAGGUAUUAGUUCUAAUAUCCCAGAGGCUCCGUUACCGCCUGAAUCAACAAGUAAGACCAGUUAUGCCGCAGGAGAAUCGUCCGAAUCUUCAUUCUCUUCUAUAGAAACUGACUAUCCAACUCCUUCAGGUUCUACUGCAAAGCCGGCACCGAAAGUUGACCCAGCUCCUCCAGCUCCUCCAGCUCAACCUGACCAAAACGCAUUGAAGCCAAUUCCAAAAAAUCUCAUCCCUCCCAUGGAUGUCCCAGGUGGCCCUGAGGAUGAUGGUGGCAGUUCGGAUUUCGUCACUGAAGACGACGAAGAUGAUGAUAGUGAAGAAGGCACCGAGGAAGGAAGUGGUGAAGAUGUUGCGAAAGACUUGAGCCCUACCUCGGAGGCGAACCAGACUCCUGGAUUCACACCACAAAGCUCUUUCAACAUCUUAAAGAAAGAAAACAGCAGUAAUCUUUUCCAGAAAGUCGAAAAGCCGGGCCAGCCAGCCCCACGGAUCUUGUUUGGAGAAGGUGUUUCAGCACCAUCACUACCGCCCCCAAAACCGAAACAACCUCUAAGCCCUCGAUCGCCAAGUCCUGUUCGGCCUGGUGCAAUCCCUUCGAGACUGGGUCUGGGACGACCAGACCCAUCUCGGUCAGUCAGUGCCCCAAGUACGGCAUCGCAAUUAUUGGGGCAGAGACCAGGUAGUAGACCCGCCAAUAAUAUUCAGAAUACAUAUGCCUUGGCCAUGGAGCAAAGUAAGGCCGACGAGAAACGUCGCGAAGAGGCUAGAGCUCGGAAGGAAGCAGAAGAGACCCGAGCUCUUGUGGAUGAAGAGGAUGAUGACAUGCAAAGAUAUCUCGCUGAUGAUCCCGAACUAACGAGAACAUUGGUUGAAUUCACUACCCAUACUAACCAUGCCAACCUAGCAGCUGUGGACAGCAUUCCCGCCCAGGUUGAAGCUGUUUAUCGGGAUAUCAACUCGAUGAUUGAUACAUUAGGCCUGAAUGCCAAGCACCUCAGAGGUUUCAUUCAAGCUCACACGGAGCAGUUCAAAGAAGCAGGUCGUCAGAGAGAAGAUCUCGAGAAUGAAGAAGAUUGGGUUUUAGUCGAGAUUGAGGACCUUAAAUCGAUGGUGGAGAAAAGACUUACAGAAGACCUGAACAGUGGUCGGGUAAAGGAAGUUGCAAGGAAAUUGGAGACCUGCAGCGAUCUUCAAAAGGAUCUUAUGAGACUCAGGGCAAAGCACGAGGAUAUCAAAAAGAUUAUCGACGCCCAGCGCGACCCAGGUCAGCUUGCACAAGCCCGUGCACAACCUUUAAGUGCCGAGCAGCAAGCUCAGCAAAAUGAUCUGCGACAGGUAUACACCACGUUCCAGCUGCUCCUUGCAGAGGCCGAAGAAGGCCUAACUCUCCUCAAGACUAAGCUCGUAUCACAAGCUACAUCGAACGGCAGAGCUGGUGCAACUGCAGGUCCAACCGUUGAGGCCGUUAUGCGGACCAUUACCAAGAUGACCAGCAUGGCCGAGAAGAGAAGUGGCGAUAUCGAUGUUCUCGAAGGCCAGAUGCGGAAAUUACGAGUCGGCUCUUCAUUUAGUGCAAGUUCUCAAGAAGGCACGCCCUUCACGCCCCAGUCAAAUCGACAUUCUAUGCGUAAUGCAGGAGCCUCUACGUACAGCCUAUUCCACACGCCUGAAAGAGAGACGUCACGCAACAUGCGGGAUUCCAUCUUGUCCAACCCAGGCUCGUUUGGGAUGAGUUCUCCUGCUCCCAGGAAGAAGCUUAGUGGGUAUUCACCUGAGGAGAAGGCGCUUUUGAAGGCCAAGCUGGCGAGACGGAAGGGCGUGGUCGAUAAAUUAAGGAACGCGUUGCAGAAGGCGGGGUCAAAUGUUAGGCUUAUGGAUGAUGAUCUGUAG